Messenger RNA from Cololabis saira (Pacific saury), 3195 nucleotides. It is a transcript of the gene fam78ab, whose product is annotated as family with sequence similarity 78 member Ab. The transcript is spliced from 2 exons. NCBI's taxonomy places the organism in Eukaryota, Metazoa, Chordata, Actinopteri, Beloniformes, Belonidae. Bases 901 to 1881 code for a protein of 326 amino acids. The record is from RefSeq and is a predicted model, not a curated record.
GGGUGAACCUGCCGCCGCGAUGGGACGGAGCCCCAGACGCGACAGCUUGCACAGGCAUUCAGGCUGAGGAAAAACGCAAGCGACGGCCCCCUCGGACUAUGCGACAAACGAGGCGCGUUGUUUUUAAUUCCCCAGUAUUUUAUUUUAUUUUAUUUAUUUUUUUCUCAUUUUAAGAAUGCUUGUUCUCGUGAAAUGGGCGCAGAAGUUGACCCGACGGUCUCCUCUGCACGCUGCGGCGAUGAGACUCCAGCUCGACUAGAAAUGCCACCGCUGUCAAUGGGACGGUGAAGCGGCGGGUGGGGGGGCCGGGGAUCAGGGAAUUACCUCUCCGACCCUGCACGGACUGGAUUUCUCCGGGAUUUCACCCCGCUGAAGACACUGGAAACUCUCCUCUCAAUAAUUUUAUAGGUAGACUUCUUCUCGCAUGCUACUUUUCCGGCUUAAAAUAGACCAAAACCUAAAAACAAAAAUGUAUUCCCAUUAGAAAUAGAGGCUAGAUCAUUAGACGGUUCCAUCUCUGCAGCCUUUUGCAUUUGUUUUUAAUUAAUUGUAUUGAUUAUGCCCACAGACAUUCAGGGGUUAUUAGUUUUUCAUGACACAAAAGGGAACCUGACGCCAAGAUGUAACAUAAGUUGUUUUUAUUAAUUAUUUAGCUCAUAAUUAACCCGAAACACACCCGCACAGCUGUCUAGUGGAUGCCACAUGCUGCCAAAAUGUUGUAGUUUUUCUUUAAUUAGAGCAUAUUUAGAUGGUGUUGACUCAUAGCUUUGCAGGAUGAAAACAUCAGCGACCUAUCUGGUCUGGUAAAGUUAUUUUACGCACCGGAAAGCAUGCGCUCCGCACGCAUGAUGGGGUUUUAGGGCCUGUCUUUCUCUUAUUUCACAACACAGUCAAAGAUCUAUGCCUUUUUUGUUUUUUUUUAAAGACUUUCCGCUCUAUGAACAAGUUGUGCUGGUAAACUAUUUUUGCUUUUUGAAAGGAACGAGAUGUGCACCCACCUGUGGUGAUUCUCUUGCUACUGUUUCCAUGCGUCUUUCUCCUCCUCCUCCAGAGCUCUGGACGUUGUUGUGGAUUGUGUUGCAGUUCAAUGCAAUGGGCUGCAUCCAGAGUAUCAGGUGUAAGCCCAAGAGUUUCCGAGAGCGUAUCCUCGUCCUGGAGCUGAACGCGUCCAUCGACUCCAACCCCACCAGCAUCGACGAGGCGUCCAGCGUGGUGCUGCGCUACCGGACGCCGCACUUCCGAGCCAAUGCCCGGGUCCUGGUGCCGGCUCUGGCGGCCAAAGAGACGUGGACCAUCGGCUGGAUCCAAGCCUGCAACCACAUGGAGUUCUACAAUACGUAUGGGGACAAAGGGAUGUCAAGUUGGGAGCUUCCCGACCUGCGAGAUGGCAAGAUCCAGGCCAUCAGCGACUCGGACGGCGUCAACUACCCGUGGUACGGCAACACCACGGAGACCUGCACGGUGGUCGGACCCACCAAGAAGGACAGCAAGUUCACCGUUAGUAUGAAUGACAAUUUCUACCCCAGCGUGACCUGGGGAGUGCCGGUCAGCGACAGCAACGUGCCUCAGCUACGCAGUAUCUACCGUGACCAGAGCUUCACCACCUGGCUGGUGGCCAUCAAUCAGACCACCGCGGAGACGCUCGUCCUCCAGACCAUUCACUGGAGGAUGCGUCUCCACAUCCAGGUGGACCCAGAGAAGCCUUUGGGUCAGAGGGCUGUUCUGAAGGAGCCCGUGGCUCAGGAACAGCCUCAAAUCCUGGGCAAGAACGAGCCUAUCCCCCCUAACGCCACAGUCAAGCCAAACGCCAACGAUGCCCAGGUGCUGAUGUGGCGGCCAAAGAACGGUGACCCUGUGGUGGUCAUUCCACCCAAAUACUGACCAGACUGGCCUUGGAUACCUUAGCAGUAUCACCUCUUAUGUGUUUUAUUGCUUUUAGCCCUCCUUUUCACCGCUUUAACUCGUCUUUUUUUUAUUUAUUUAUCCCUUUUCUUGCCUCAGUAUUCUUCUCACGUCUUCAAAAGACUGACAGAGAUUAUAAAAAUGGGCAAAAUGAAAACCAGCGCUGAGGGAAAACCAGCUGUCACUUGUUGAAGAAGGCUUGAACAUACUUUUGAAACUGGAGCGAAUUAACUGCAACCAUUCUACCUUCAAACAUCGGUCGGGUUUCACUGUGCUAAAAUGCAAAAAUAUGAUAGAACUGUGUUUUUGAGUUAUAUUUACUAUUUUACAUUGUGGCUAUUAGAGCCAAGUGAUGUGGGAUUUGUGCGUGCGGGAGGGUUUUAUCUACGUACCGUGCACGGUCAUGUCUGCACACAUGCUGCGCAUACUUUGUGUGCAAAUACCAGUUGUGUUUUUAUUUAUGAGGCUGGAGAAAACGCGCAUUUAAAUGUGUUUAUUUUGUUUUUUUGUUGCUGUUGUGUUUCUUUCAAACAGGACAAAGUGUAAUGCGUGACAUUGUAGACUUUAGUACUUUUUAAGAACAUGCAAGACAUUCAGUCCAUGCUGCCUUAAGUUUACAUUGCUUUCCACUGCAAAUGUUUAGCCUUAAACGAAGUGCAAUCCAGUAUAUGUGUCCCGUCUUCAUCCAGAUGUUGGUGCUGGCAGCAGGCGUGGGGGUUUAGGACAGGGAACCAAAGCACUGAAUACAACCCAGGUCUCAAAUAUGGACCUUUUGUGUUUCCCUGCAUUCACCUUUCAAAUCUAUCGACAGACGAGCAGCUUUAUGUGUAAAAACAGAUUGUGCAAUCAAAAUAACCGUGUUUCAAGUUAAUUAUGCAACAGAGGAAAUGCUCUGCGUGGACGAGUGAACCCGACACUCAUCAGCGGCACCGAUAAACCAAACUGUAGCGAUGCAAUAUCAACUUGAGACAAAAAUCUACUGAAAAUCUCGCGUCAUGUAUCAUCACAUCUCAGGGCUCCUUCUUACAUCCUUCCUCUGUCUUUCUUUCGUUCAUCCAUCCUGCCUUGGCUACUCUUGCCACCAGACCUCAUACUGAAUAAUCAGUACUUCCGUUAAUAAGCGGUAAAACAGAGGAACACAUUUCUAGAGCUGGGGAUCGAUUCAAAUGUCAAGAAUCGAUUCCGAUUCUUAAGAUUCAGAAUCCAUUAUCACCAUUUGAUCCGAUCCGAUUUGAUAUUGAUUUGGGUUAAUGUUUCCUGGAUUAUAUGACUGUAAAAUAACUAUUGAAAUAA